Messenger RNA from Iphiclides podalirius (scarce swallowtail), 426 nucleotides. NCBI's taxonomy places the organism in Eukaryota, Metazoa, Arthropoda, Insecta, Lepidoptera, Papilionidae. The record is from the annotation of a GenBank genome assembly.
AUGAGUUAUAUGUUAGGACAUCUGCACAAUGGCUGGCAAGUGGACCAAGCCAUUUUAUCAGAAGAGGACCGUGUAGUUGUAAUUCGGUUUGGUCAUGAUUGGGAUCCUACAUGUAUGAAAAUGGAUGAAGUGUUAUACAGUAUUGCAGAGAAAGUAAAAAAUUUUGCUGUUAUCUACCUUGUUGAUAUUACAGAAGUUCCAGACUUCAAUAAAAUGUAUGAGUUGUAUGACCCAUGCACCGUAAUGUUCUUCUUCCGCAACAAGCACAUAAUGAUUGAUCUGGGAACUGGUAAUAAUAAUAAAAUAAACUGGCCACUGGAAGACAAGCAAGAAAUGAUUGAUAUUAUUGAAACAGUGUAUAGAGGUGCUCGAAAGGGACGAGGUCUUGUUGUCUCGCCUAAAGACUACUCUACCAAGUAUAGAUAU